Molecule: messenger RNA, 624 nt
Organism: Peronospora matthiolae
Lineage: Eukaryota; Oomycota; Peronosporomycetes; Peronosporales; Peronosporaceae
Source: the annotation of a GenBank genome assembly
AUGGAGUACAAGCAAACAGGCAAGCGCAAGAACCGACUCAAUGAUGAAGAUACAGCAGCUCCACGACCGCGUGCAGUGCGUCAACGACCAGGACUAGAAGAGUCAAGCGCGCCGGAAAACAACUCGUCACGACAAGAAGAAGACGAAGAAACGAAGGAUUCUGGUGAUUCAACACCGCCUGUGUUUUGGCGUGCGAGUGCAAAUGCCGUUGAAGCAGCAGUGGACUUAUCAGAACCCUCAACAUUUGAAGCAGCAGUAAGCGGCCCUGACCAAGUGCACUGGAGAAAAGCAAUUCAUGCAGAGCUCGAGUCAAUGCGACUUCGCGGUGUGUUUCGUGCAGCCAAGCUGCCCAACGGACAACGCGCCAUUGGCACAAAAUGGGUGUUCAAGAUCAAGCGCAAGGCGGAUGGGUCAAUCGAGAAGUACAAGGCACGACUUGUGGCCAAGGGUUUCCGCCAAAAGUAUGGCAUCGACUACACGGAGACGUUUUCGCCUGUGGUCAAGUAUGUGACGCUGCGAAUGGUGAUCGCAAUUUCCAAGCAUUUUGGAUGGCCCAUCGACCAGCUUGAUGUGGUGACAGCUUUCCUGUAUGGCGUCAUGAAGGAACAAGUGUUCUGCUGUUGA